AUGUAUUCUCUAUUGGGUAUAUUUUUGAUCGGCAGCAUAUUAGUGAGAGAGAUUAGCUCACAGCUCACACUUGAAGACAGGAAUAAAGUCAAGUGGGCAUCGUCACCAUUUGAGAAUGAUACUUCAAUCCGUACUUUUACUAUAAAGUUUGAUCAAGAGGUAGUUGCUGAUCUGAGACGUCGCCUAAGUCAGAAACGUAGACCGUUCGUCAGACUCGAAGGCAUCAAUUGGGAAUAUGGUCUCAAUCCUGACAUUCUGGACUACUGGAUCGAUUACUGGAAUAAUAAAUACAAUUUCACACAACAAGAGGCCUAUUUAAAUACGUACACUCACUAUUUGACCAACAUUCAGGGGCUCGAUAUACAUUUCCUUCAUGUUAAGCCACAGGUAACUGAUUAUUGCAAAUUGGUUCCAAUGUUGCUGCUUCAUGGUUUCCCUGGAUCUGUUCGAGAAUUCUAUAGAGCAUUGCCAUUGCUCACGGCUGGCUGUCAUAAUGGAAUCGCACUUGAAGUUAUUGCCCCUAGUUUACCAGGUUUCGGAUAUUCUGACCCAGCAACCAUUCCCGGGCUUGGUGGAACCGAAAUAGGAACAAUCAUGGUAAACUUGAUGAAGAGACUUGGUUUCAAUCAGUUCUAUGUACAAGGUGGAGAUUGGGGAUCUAUCAUCUGUUCUAUGAUGGCCACUUUAUAUCCAAACGUUGUAUUGGGCUAUCACACAAACUUGCCACUCUCAUUUUCUGAACUUUCGUUUGCUGCUUGGUGGGCUGGAUCUGUAAAUCCUUCCAAUGUCGUGGAAUCAUCGCUCCAAUCAAGAAUGUACCCGUUUGUGGCCCAAAUGAAAGGACACCUUUCAUCGAAUGAUUACCUGCAUAUGCAGUCCACCAAACCUGAUACAUUAGGAAUAGCAAUGACCGACUCACCAAUUUCACUGCUGACAUACUACCUCAUGUUGCAUGCAAGAGGUGACAUCAGCCAGUUCACUAAUGAAGAGUUGCUUGACAAUCUGAUGUUCUACUGGAUCAAGAACAGAUUCACCACAGCCGCUAGACUUUACGCUGAGAGUUUCAAUGUUAGAAACUUACGAGAAGCAUUAUAUGCUAAAACUACUGAUGUUCCUGUAAGAACUGUGCACGCCCAGAAUGAAGUAAUUUACCAAUCAGAAGCGAUCCUUCGAUUGAAAUACACAAACAUCCAAAAUGCAACAGCUCUUACACAGUAUGGUCAUUUCUUGGCGAUGGAAGCACCUCAAGCAUUCUCACAACUUGUGCUCGAUGCCAUAGCUGGAUUUGAAGCUGUAGCUAGAGGCACGUGCAACAAAGCGUAG
Messenger RNA from Arctia plantaginis, 1323 nucleotides. Lineage: Eukaryota; Metazoa; Arthropoda; Insecta; Lepidoptera; Erebidae. The record is from the annotation of a GenBank genome assembly.